This is a messenger RNA of Ictalurus punctatus (channel catfish), 1102 nucleotides long. It is a transcript of the gene creg1, whose product is annotated as cellular repressor of E1A-stimulated genes 1. Lineage: Eukaryota; Metazoa; Chordata; Actinopteri; Siluriformes; Ictaluridae. The record is from RefSeq and is marked provisional.
ACGCUGGAGUUUGUUGACAUGACUAGAAGGACGUUAACAUGACCGCCGCGGUGGUGUUGGUGCUUUCCUUGGCCUUCAUGGCCGUAUCGGGGAAUGAGGUGAAAAUCCCUCCGCAUGAGGAAGUAGCGCGAAUGGCGCGGUUCGUCGUUAACAAGUGCGACUGGGCCUCCAUGGCCACCAUCUCCACGCACGAGCCCGUGAAGGGGCAGCCGUUCUCCAACACCUUCUCCAUCAGCGACGGAGCGCUGGGCAACGGCACCGGCACCCCCUACAUGUACCUCACACACCUGGAGAUCUCCGUGCAGGAUCUGCAGGUGAAUCCACAGGCCUCCUUGUCUGUAUCUCUCGCUCAGACACGUUUCUGCAAGCACAAAGGUUACGACCCCCAGAGCCCCCUGUGUGCCCACAUUAUCCUGUCUGGCUCUGUACAGGAGGUGAAUGGUACAGAAGCUGAAUUUGCGAAGAAGGUGCUGUUCAGCAGGCAUCCUGAGAUGAUCGACUGGCCUGUUGACCACAACUGGUUCUUUGCUAAGAUGGCAGUGAGCCAGGUUUGGGUGUUGGACUACUUCGGAGGGGUGAAGAUGGUGUCGCCUGACGACUACUACAAAGCUACACCAUUUUGAAGCCUCUGAGGUGUUGACAGCGGCCUGGAUGAUGAGGAUUCCAUCAAACGAAUGGAUUUUUUUCAGAAAUCCCAGUUUCACUUGUACGCAGUAUACCUAGUUGAUUUUGUGGCACUUUGCAAAGAUAGUAUUUUUGAUGAGAUCAUUUUUGAUCUAUGCUUUUCAUUGUAAAUCAUGCUGUGCGGUGCAGUCCUGCUUCAGAAACGAUUGCGAAAGGCUUUUUAACGAAGAAGGGCUAUAAUUGUGAUGAUUUAAUCCUCAUCGAGGUGGGUGAUCUUUCGUCUGAAAUGAUUUAUGAUCACUUUUUGUUGCACUUUGCACAAUUGUCAGUGUGUACAUUACACGGGGUAAAGAAUAAGGUUUCAUUCAGUAGCAGGUCUUCUUGCUGACGCUAAUGUUGUGUAAUUUUGUAAAAGUGUGAAAGCGUGACGUGUGAAAAAGCCCAUGCAAUGAAAUAAAGCUUAACUGCUUCCAACAAG